Rhododendron vialii is the source of this 2773-nucleotide messenger RNA. Its product is annotated as casein kinase 1-like protein HD16. The transcript is spliced from 16 exons. Gene Ontology annotation, cellular component: cytoplasm; nucleus. The coding region runs from base 315 to 2504 and encodes 729 amino acids. Gene Ontology annotation, biological process: endocytosis; peptidyl-serine phosphorylation; signal transduction. The record is from RefSeq and is a predicted model, not a curated record. NCBI's taxonomy places the organism in Eukaryota, Viridiplantae, Streptophyta, Magnoliopsida, Ericales, Ericaceae. Gene Ontology annotation, molecular function: protein serine/threonine kinase activity; ATP binding.
GCUCAAACACCGUGUCUGCUUUACAUAGAUAUUUUCGAUCUCUCUCUCUCUCUUCUUUAUACGAACCCUACCGAUCCAACUUCUGGCAAAAUCCACCGCCCGUUGCCAGCAUUUUCGUGCAUAUACGAGUGCACGUCUUCUUCGUUGUCCUGACCACAUUUGACCCUCUCCAGUCCUCAUCCGGUCAUUAGGGUUUCAAUCGGCUCGAUUCCAAAUCCAGGCGAUGAUUAGGGUUUCACAGCUCCGUUGAGGGGAAGUUAUAGAUAGAUGAUGGUCGGUUCGAUCGAGUUUUGCAUCUGUUGUAUGGGUGUAGAAUGCCGGAGUUGCGCAGCGGAGUACGCCGCGGCCGUGCUCCCGCAGUAGACAAGCGGCGGCGCAAGAGUCAGGCGGCGGAAACGAAAGCGGAGCACUUGGUUGGGAAUUUCGUGAAGACUAGGGCGGCCGCAGCGAAAGAGGCGGCAGAAGCGAAGGCAAAGGCUAAGGCGGCAGACGUAGCUCCGCGCAGGGGCCGGGGUGCUAGGUUGUUGGUGGGGGCAGCUAAGAAGGGGAAGGGGAAAGAGGAGGAGGUGAUUGUGGUGUCUGAGGGUACCAAGGUUGAAGGAGGAGAGAGAGAAGGUGGGUUUUUGCCUGAAGAGAAGGUUGAAGGAGGAGAAGGAGAAGGGGGAGAGGGUUUGAUUGGGGGGAGAGAAAAAAUCAUGGGGGAUGACAGUGGUGGUUUGAGUGCUAAUAAAGUAACUGCGGAGGAAGAGGGCAGCACAGCCCCUUUCCCAGAGAAGGUUCAAGUAGGAGGAUCCCCAAUGUAUAAGAUUGACAGGAAGUUAGGUAAAGGUGGCUUUGGCCAGGUCUUUGUGGGUCGCCGUGUUUCAGGUGGAAAUGACCGCUCUACUGGUCCUGGGGCUACGGAGGUGGCUUUGAAAUUUGAGCACAGAAAUAGCAAAGGCUGUAAUUAUGGCCCUCCAUAUGAGUGGCAAGUGUACAACACUCUUGGUGGCAGUCAUGGAGUGCCUAGGGUGCACUACAAAGGAAAGCAAGGAGACUAUUACGUUAUGGUUAUGGACAUGCUAGGGCCGAGUUUGUGGGAUGUGUGGAAUACUUCAGGACAAUCGAUGUCUUCCGAAAUGGUGGCAUGUAUUGCAGUCGAGUCUUUGUCAAUCCUAGAGAAGAUGCACUCAAGAGGUUAUGUGCAUGGAGACGUAAAGCCAGAAAACUUUUUACUUGGCCAGCCAGGUACACCACAAGAGAAGAAGUUGUUUCUUGUGGACUUGGGCUUAGCGACAAAGUGGAGAGAGAGUUCUAAUGGGCAGCAUGUUGAGUAUGAUCAACGUCCCGAUAUGUUCAGAGGAACCGUACGAUAUGCUAGUGUUCAUGCACACUUGGGAAGAACUGCCAGUAGAAGAGAUGAUCUAGAAUCUCUUGCAUAUACACUCAUUUUUCUUCACCGUGGCAGGCUUCCUUGGCAAGGGUAUCAGGGUGAUAAUAAGUCAUUCCUAGUUUGCAAGAAAAAGAUGUCAACAUCCCCGGAGAUGCUGUGCUGCUUCUGCCCUGCACCCCUUAAACAAUUUCUCGAAAUUGUGGUGAACAUGAAAUUUGAUGAAGAGCCUAACUAUUCCAAGCUAAUUUCUCUGUUUGAGGGAUUGAUUGGAGCAAAUCCUGCAGGCAGGCCAAUUAACACUGAUGGCGCUCAAAAGAUUAUAUAUCAAGUAGGGCAAAAACGAAGUAGAUUGAAUGUUGAGGAUGAUGAUGACGGCCUGCCUAAGAAGAAGGUCCGUUUAGGAGUCCCUGCCACACAGUGGGUUUCAAUUUACAAUGCCAGGAUGCCUAUGAAACAGAGGUACCAUUAUAACGUGGCAGAUGCAAGACUGGCUCAACAUGUAGAGAAAGGAAAUGCAGAUGGUUUGCUCAUCAGUUGUGUAGCGUCUUGUUCCAAUUUAUGGGCACUUAUUAUGGAUGCUGGAACUGGCUUCACUAACCAAGUGUAUCAGCUAUCACCUUUCUUCUUACACAAGGAAUGGAUCAUGGAACAGUGGGAAAAGAACUAUUACAUCAGUUCUAUUGCUGGUGCUAACAAUGGAAGCUCUCUUGUGGUUAUGUCCAAAGGCACCCAAUACAGUCAACAGUCCUAUAAAGUUAGUGACUCCUUUCCCUUCAAGUGGAUAAAUAAGAAGUGGAGAGAAGGGUUUCAUGUGACCUCCAUGGCAACUGCCGGUACCCGAUGGGCUGUUGUCAUGUCUCGAAAUGCUGGCUAUAGUGAUCAGGUUGUUGAGCUUGAUUUUCUUUAUCCGAGCGAGGGCAUCCACAAACGUUGGGAUACUGGUUACCGUAUUACAUCAACAGCUGCUACUUGGGAUCAAACAGCUCUUAUCUUGAGCAUACCAAGGCGCAAACCUGGUGAUGAAACUCAAGAAACUUUGCGUACAUCUCAGUUUCCAAGCACACAUGUUAAGGAAAAGUGGGCGAAGAAUCUUUACCUUGCUUGCGUGUGCUAUGGACGAACAGUGUCUUAAUUCCUUUCUACAUUAAAGCCACAAACCUGAAGCCGCUGUCUGUAUUUCAUCGUUUAUUCACUUCUUUAUUUUGUCCCAAUAGGAAUCAUGAAGAAGAAUUGUUGUUAGGUGUGUGAAUCCGCUGAAACAUUGUGCCUCUGUAUACCUAAUCUAAUACUUUUGUUUUUGUUUGUGUAAUUGUAGUUGAAGAUAAUGAGCAGCUAUUCGUGUUUUUUUGUUUGUUGUUUUUACAUUGGGAGCUAAUAAAUACUUGCAAUUCGUUUCAAUAA